AUGGAGAGCAGAGAUGAUGCUUUAAAGGAAAUUUGUUUGAAUCCAUACAGCAAUCCACUUGGUUUAAAUAAAGGAGUGUCUUUUCUUGUUAAAUGUCACAAUGAUUUUAUAAUUCGCGAAUGGCAUUCAGUUGAUGGUAAAGAAACAAAAAUAUACAAUAGAGGCAUUUGGAAUAGAGAAACGGGAUUUAAUGAAACAUCAGAAGAACAAAUUCUCAAUGAUUAUGAUAUUUUGAGUGGGAAAAUUUUACAAUCCAUUAAGUCUGUGGAUGAUCAUAUUCAAGAAGAAUAUUUUGAUAAUUUAAUUAAAUAUAUAGAGAAUGCUGGGAAUUGUACAAUUAAAAGAUUCAAGUGGAAAAAAUAUUAUGGUGUUUAUAAUCACAAUAUUUCUACUUGGAAUAAUGCGAGAAAAUUAUUUUCAAAUGGAAGCCUUGAUAUUGGAAUGGGAUUUUUCCACUAUUUACCAAAAAAUUUUAAAGAUUUUGAUUUCUGUGAACCACUGGCAAAGCUUGAAUAUGUUUUUUUGAUUAAACAUCCGAAAUUAGAUAUACACGUUCCUUGGUAUGCGUACUUUAAGCCUUUCACAUUUCAAUCGUGGAUUGCAUUUUUAUUUAUAAUCAUAAUUAGUCUAUUGAUUCAAAUUUUCACAAAUACCAAAUUCAAAACAGAUUUUAAUAAUAAGAACAGUAUUGGAGACGAAAUAUUUUCUAUUUGUGGAAUUUUCUUACAUCAAAGUAUACCAUCAGACUAUCCAAAACCCGGAGCUGCAAAAAUUGUACAUUUUUCAAGUUCUAUGUUCAUUUUUAUAAUUAUAUCACUUUACACCGGAAUUUUCGUCAGUAAGCUCACAAAUUUUAAUUUAGAUAUUCCAUUUAAAUCAGUCGAAGAAUAUGCGAAUGUCAAAUCACAUAAGUUAAUUGUUUUUAAACACACUGCCAGUUAUAAUACAGUAAAGAAUUCAAGAACUCACGCUUGGAAAGAAAUAAGUAAAUUAUUAAUGGAUAACAGUCAACAACCAAAAAAUGCAAAAGAAGCUAUGAAUAUGGUAAAAUAUUGUCAUAGAAUUGUUAUAAAUGUAAAAUUAAAAAAUGUCGCACUAAUCGAGCGAAAAAAAACUAUUUUUUUGUAA
This is a messenger RNA of Leptopilina boulardi, 1128 nucleotides long. RefSeq lists its product as uncharacterized. Bases 1 to 1128 code for a protein of 375 amino acids. NCBI's taxonomy places the organism in Eukaryota, Metazoa, Arthropoda, Insecta, Hymenoptera, Figitidae. The transcript has 5 exons. The record is from RefSeq and is a predicted model, not a curated record.